AUGAAGAGCAUCGAAGAAAUCGCCGAAGUUGUUAAUCCUGGUACUUUUGCUCGCAUCAUUUCCCUUAAUGAGGACCCCGACCAAGAUCGCUCUGCUACCUUUAUUGGUAACUACAAAUUGUUCUGCAUUUUAGCGCGACUCGAAUGCAGUCUUGUUGAGUAUGGAAUGGGGUACUCUGGGAGGGCUGAGUUUAUCUCAGAGAAACGUUACAGACCUAUAUCAUCGCUCACUGUUGCUGAAUGGGGUUUCUGCGCUUGUCAAACGGAGGAUGUAACUGUAGCAAAAGCAGCCACAAACGGUAUGAACACAAACCGUCCCGACGGUUAA
This is a messenger RNA of Fusarium venenatum, 327 nucleotides long. The record is from RefSeq and is a predicted model, not a curated record. Lineage: Eukaryota; Fungi; Ascomycota; Sordariomycetes; Hypocreales; Nectriaceae.